Messenger RNA from Marmota monax (woodchuck), 4893 nucleotides. RefSeq names its product CD300 molecule like family member d (gene Cd300ld). The coding region runs from base 214 to 1275 and encodes 353 amino acids. Gene Ontology annotation, molecular function: transmembrane signaling receptor activity. The transcript has 5 exons. The record is from RefSeq and is a predicted model, not a curated record. Lineage: Eukaryota; Metazoa; Chordata; Mammalia; Rodentia; Sciuridae. Gene Ontology annotation, cellular component: plasma membrane.
GUGUUCUUUUUUUUUCAUAAUUAACACAUGGAACCUCAAAACCUGAUCUUUCCUUAAAAGGAUGCGUGUAAUUGUCUCAGUUCCCUGCAGAUGUCACAGAAGCACAUUGGAGUGUGUAGACCACCUUCUAUCCCUGGUGGAUAUUUAUAAUGGAGCUCUGUCUGUGAUGAAAUUGUCUCCAGCUCCCAUCACUUUGAAUUCUGGCAGAGAGGGAUGAAGGACAGGAAGCCAUCCUUGCUGUGUCCCCACUUUUGUUUCUUGAGAGAGCUGGGGUUGUGCUCACCAGUGAUCUUCCUGGAGCCUUUGGCCCAGCAGGUGUUAAGUAUGCAGGUCCCUCUCAGAGAAGGCUGUUUGACUGUGCAGAAUGAAGUCACUGGUCCAAAGACAAAAAGUGGCCUAGAGCAGGGCUCACUGACCGUGCAGUGUAAUUAUACUUCAGGCUGGAAGACCUACAAGAAGUACUGGUGUCGAGGAGCUGUUUGGAGUGGCUGCAAAACCCUUGUUAGCACCAAUAGGACAGAGCAGGAGGUGAAGAAGGAUCGUGUGUCCAUCAGGGAUGAUCAGGAAAAGCUCAUGUUCAUGGUGACCAUGGAGGAUCUCAGGAGAGAUGACGCUGACAUAUAUUGGUGUGCAGUUGAGAGGGUUGGAUCUGACCAUAUGUUUCCAGUUAAUGUGACCAUUUAUCCAGGCUAUUCCACUGCAAAUAAUGAGGUCACUGGUCCAAAGACAAAGAGUGGCCCAGAGCGGGGCUCACUGACCGUGCAGUGUAAUUAUACCUCAGGCUGGAAGACCCACAAGAAGUACUGGUGUCGAGGAGCUGUUUGGAGGAGCUGCAAAACCCUUGUUAGCACUACUGGGUCAGAGCAGGAGGUGAAGAAGGACCGUGUGUCCAUCAGGGAUGAUCAGGAAAGGCUCAUGUUCAUGGUGAGCAUGGUGGACCUCAGGAGAGAUGACGCUGACAUUUACUGGUGUGCAAUUGAGAGGUCUGGAUAUGACCUUAAGUUUCCAGUUGAUGUGACCAUAGAUCCAGCCCCAGAAAAUCCAGUGACAGCAAGGACAACCACAGUGACUUCAAUCACUGUGAAGACCGCCAGCAACCCAUCAGUGACUCGCACCACCAGCCCCCUCAAGUGGUCCUUGUUCAGCAGCACCUACUUCCUGAUCCUGGUCUUCCUGGAGGUGCCCCUGCUCCUGGGUAUGCUCAGUGCUGUCCUCUGGGUAAACAGGCCUCAGAGAUGCCCUGGGAGGAGGCGGAGUCCGCCAGAUGAGAACUAGUAGUAAAAAGACGCUCCAGUAGAAGAAAAAGAGCAUUUCUGUGAGGAAGCCAUGUGGUUGGCAUGGCUAUGGCUCUGAGGCCACUCAGCAGCUUUGGGGAGCAGCCCCUGGUCCCUGCUUCUGCAGCUCUGACCCCUGGGAUGUCACGGAGACAGUAGGAAGUGCCAGCAGAGAGGAUGCUUCCCCCAGAGGCCCCAGUUCCUUGGAGGUCACAUGUCAUCUCAAGUGCGGUCACCUGCUACAUUGAUGGACCUUUGUUUGCAUUCCUUGGGGUGCAGGGCCCCAACUAAUCGAGUGUUUCCACACUGUAAACCUCAGGACAGAGAAGGAAAGGGGCUGCCAGCCCCACCCCACCCAGCUCCGUCCCUCAGUGACUGAAGUCGAUGACCGGCCCUCUCUGUGGACACUCAUGGUCUCCUCCAUUUUGAGCAGUUAGGCUGCUCUUCUUGUCUGGGAGUGGAUGGAACAUGGGCCGUACAUUUUGGUACCCACAGCGAUGGCCCACUUGAUAAUGCGCUCUUGUUUUGGUCCUGGGGACUGAACGCAGGGUGCUUAACCUCUGAAUCACACCCCAAACCUUUUAUUUUUUAUUUUGAGCCAGGGUUUUGCUAACUUGCUGAGGCUGGCUUUGAAUUUACAGUCCUCCUGCCUCGCCUCAGAAUUGCUGGGACUCCAGGCGUGUGCCACCACGCCCGGCUUGAGCCGCACAACUGGGGACUGUGGAGGAACCACAGUGGGAUGCUGGAGCUGGAGCAGAUCCGACACCGUGGGCUUGGGGUGGCAGAGGGGCAAGGCCACCACACAGCUGUGUAUCCUUUCAGACGCACCCAGACUAAGGUUCCACCCAAUGGCUGAAGCUUCCAGAAAGUGCUGCUGGCGAGUGAUCUUAUCAGGAGAAAAGGAGAGCCGUUUCCUUCCUGUCCAGUUCCGGCUCCUGGGCUUGUACUUCUGGGAAGGAGGCCACUAUGGAGAAGGCACAGCCGGUCAGGGGCAGGAGAAGCCAAGGGCCCUGGGCAGGAAGGACAGUGCAGGACACAGCGGGACGGAGGCUGGGACAUUGCACCUCCCUUCCCUGAAGCUGAGUGUGGGAGUCGGGGUUCUCCAGGGAAGCCCAGCAGUGUGUGGGGGGCAUUCCAAGGAGGCUCCGUGAUGUGGAGGGCGGGGCAGGCUGCAGAGCUGGGAGCUGCUGCUGCAGGUGGAGCUGGAGACGGAGGCCCAUGGGACACUCGGCUGUUUUCUCUUAAGGACUGUAACCGAUUGGACGAUUGGACAAGGCCCACCGCAUUAUGGGGGUAAUCUGCUUGGUUCAAAGCCUACUGACUUGAUGUUAAUUUCCCCUAAAACAUACCUCACGGCCACACCCAGGUGGGUGUUGGGCCAAAUAGCUGCGCACUGUGGCCUAAGCAAGUGACACAGAUCCACCUCACACUGGCUGUCCUGGCACAUGGGGCACAGUUGGUACUUCACAGGGCCUCCAUCUCCGAAGCUCCCCUCCCCCUCCCCUGCUCACGCCCAGCCUGGUCUCCCUUGCCUGUGGCUGCCACUCGCUGCUGGCCUCUGGCUUGAGGGGUGAAUGGUGCACCCAGCCUGUGACUGAGCCCGUGCCCACUAUGGCCGGAGCAUGGAUUGGGUCCCCAGUGCCACCUGCCGGGGUCCCCAGUGUCCAGUGGGACAGAGGCUGCUGCUCCUUCAAGAAACACUAGUCCAGGUCGCCCCGUGCCCUGCUCUGGCCAGUCUCUGCACCCAGGCUAGGUCCCCGUUUACUCCGACCAUUGUUCAUUCAACAAACACUGUGUCUACUGAGUACCAGGCACUGUUCAAGUAUAAGCCCCAAAAUAGACAAAAAAAAAAAACCCAGUUGAGUGCCGUGGAAGAAACCUACAGGUCCACAGACAAGGUCUCACUCAGCUAGAGAGUGGCAGAGCUACAUCCAGACCCCACCCCCACCCUUCCUGGGCUCCGCUGCCCUCUCUGACCUGACCCUCCAGGGAAAGUCUUUUUUCCGCUGCCAGGUCUGGCGCCCAUGUGCCACAAUCACGCCCUUCUGCAGCACCCUGUUCUGAGUCCCCGGUUAGCAUCUUGAAGUCACGCGUCAGGUCUGUAGACCGUGCUGUAGAAGAGGACCUUCCCUUGGUAACCUCCACCCCGCCCCUCCCCUUUCCAGGCCUGGUUUUGUUAGUAUAGUAUUUUUUGUAUGUGUGAUAUUUAUAUUCUCUUCUGUGAAUGUUUCCCACAGUUCAGUCUUCUUUUGUUCCUCUUGCUUUUAAAUGUAUUCAUUGCUUAGCCAGGCGUGGUGCCUGUGAUCCCAGGGACUUGGGAGGCUGUUAUGUUUUGGAUGUGAGGUGUCCCCCAGAAGCUCAGGUGUGAGACAAUGCAAGAGGGUUCAGAGGGGAAAGGAUUGGGUUGUGACAGCCUUAACCCAAUCAAUGAAUUGAUCACCUGAGAGGAUUAAUUGGUGAUUGAAGGCAGGUAGGUGUGGCUGGAGGAGGUGGGGGAUUGGGGUGUGGCUUUGGGCUACAUAUUUGUAUCUGGCGAGUGGAGUCUCUCUCACUCUCUUUGCUUCCUGAUCAUCAUGUGAGCUGCUUCCCUCCACCACACUUUUCUGCCAUGAUGUUCUGCCUCACGUCCAGCCCCAAAGAAUGGAGCCUGCUAUGGGUGGAGUGAGACCUCUGAAACUGUGAGCCUCCAAAUAAACCGUUCCUCCUCUACAAUUGUUCUGGUUGGGUCCUUUCAUCACAGGGGCAAAAAAAACUGACCAAAACAGAGGCUGAGACAGGAAGACCUCAAGUUCAAGGAUGGUCUCCAGCUGAGUGCGGGGGUGCACGCCUAUAAUCCCAGCAGCUCAGGAGGUCCAGGCAGGAGGAUCACGAGUUUAAAGCCAGCCUCAGCAACUUAGCCAGGUCCUAAGCCACUUAGCGAGAUCCUGUCUCUCAAUAAAUGUUAAAAAGGGGCUGGGGAUAUGGCUCAGUGGUUAAGCACCUCUGGGUUCAAUCCCCAGUAUCCAAAAAUAAAGGAUGGCCCCUACAACUUAGAACCUCAGCAACUUAGAAAGACCCUAUCUGAAAAAUAAAUAAAUUAAUAAGGACUGGGAGUGUAGCUUGGUGGUAAAGCACUGUUGGGUUCUAUCCCCAGGACCCCUCCCCCAGCCCCACCCACCAUGGAUGCAUUCAUUGGUCACCACUCUCUCUUUUUUCAUCCCUAAUGUAUCGUUUUCUUGGCAAACGUUUAUCAUGAUGUAGUCUUUCUACCUUUGACGGGCCGUGGGAGCUGUAUUCCAUCAGUUCUCUCAUCUGUAGAUUGUUGCUGGGAUAUUUCAAAAGCAGCCGGGUAGAGUCCAUGCCACGGUGUCUUUUGCCUUUGGCACCUGCAGAUCUCCCUGCACUGUCUCCCAGUGCGACACCAGGGAGCGGAAUCCAGAGGCCACCGAUUUUGCUUGUACGCAGUUGCUCAUUCUGACGGGCGGCCAGGAUGACUCCAUCUUUAUCCUCUGAGUUCUGUGACUUCAGAAUAUUCUAGCUGUGGAUCAUCAUCAUCCCUGGACGCUGUGUGGCCUUUCAGUCAUGAAUGGAAGUUUCUCUUUACGUCAGGAUUGUUUUUAAUUAAACUUAAUUAUUUUUA